AUGACAUCGCUCACGCGAAAUCAGAGUCUUAAAGAAAGUCUCACUAGUGGGAAGCGCUUCAGCAAAAAGCCUGUCAGGAAGGCUCCCGGUAUUGACUCCACGGAAUACGAUCCGAUGGAUGAUGUUCUCCUGCUAUUCGAUUCACCUUCUUCGCUGGGUGAAUUGGAUCAGCUUAUCACGCAUACAAAUAGGUACAAAAGUCAGUUGGAAGAUGCGAUCUCGAAAAACAACCAGGAGUAUCAGGAAUUCAUCAAGUCCAACGAGAACUCUGAUACAAGUCUCUCACUGCUAGAGACACAACUUGUGGGUUUGAUCAAAGAAUUCGACGAGACGAAGUUCCUGGCAGAGUCAACGGGAUCGACUAUCAAUUCAAUGACUUCUAAUAUCAAGACCUUGGACAAUUGCAAGAAGAACCUAACUCUUUCAAUGACGAUUUUGAAGAGACUACAGAUGCUGAUCACCGCCUACGAGAGCUUGGUGGAGCUGAUAAACGACAAAAAUGUACCCAAUAAGAACUACAGAGAGAUCAGCCAGCUUUUGAGUGUGGUUCUGGAUCUGAUGCAGCAUUUCCAGAGCUAUAAGAGCAUAGAUGAUAUUAGUGUGUUGAACAAACGAAUUGGCUCUUUGCGCAACAAGAUCAUAGAUGAGAUCUUCAACGAUUUCGAGAAAGAGUCAGAUGGCGAUCUCAGAAAUCCAGAUCUGGUGAAUGCCUGUUUGAUUCUGGAUAUGUUGGGGAAGGCAUACCAUGAUAAGCUUUCGAAUUGGUACGUUACCAAACAACUUCGCGAGAUCACUACUAUCUUCAAAAGUACUGAAGAAGCGGGUUCAUUAGAUAACCUGAAGAGACGGUUCAUUUUCUUCCAGAGGAUAUUGAGCAAUUUUGAGCAAAGUCACACGCAGAUGUUUCCUGAAGAUUGGCAUAUGAGUCUAGAGUUGACCUCCAAGUUCUGUGAUUUGACGAAGAAAGAUCUCAAGGAAGUCACUGACAAGGAGACCAGACUUAAUGGGAGCAACGGUAAUAGAGUGGAUGUUAAUCUUCUUCUGAAGGCAUUGUCGGAUACUCUGGAGUUCGAGUCCUUCCUUAACCAGAAGUUCAAGUAUUAUGGGGAUUUCGAUCAGCGUAAAGCGGUCGAAGAAGCAAAUGGUGGAAUUGAUCCAAAGCUCAGGUUUGACCAGAGAAUCUCCAGUGUGUUUGAACCGUACCUAAAUAUUUGGAUUGACCACCAGUCUAAGGUACUUGAUGACAAGUUUGUGGAGUUUGUGAACCCAGCCAAUCAUUUGAAGAGAAGCGGGAAUCAGGACUCUCCCGAUGAAGCAACAUCCUUGAAUGUUUUGGACUCUUCAGCCGAGUUGUUUAGAGUGUACAGACAGAUGCUGAAUCAAUUGUCGAAACUCUCUCAGGGUGAACCCCUGGUAAGGCUGUCGUCCAUUUUCGUCAAAUAUCUGAUAUACUAUCAGCAAAGAAUAUUGGAGCCAAUCUUGCCUGAUACCAAGAGGAUAUCUUCUAGCACGGAAGAGGCCAAUGCUGAGUCCAUAAGCUAUAUCUGUUUGGUGUUGAACACUGCUGAUUACUGUUCUUUGACGGUUUCUCAGCUGGAGGAAAAGCUUGCUUCCAUAAUCAAGCCUCCAGAGUUAGCCCAGAAGUUUUCCUUCGAAACGGUGAAGGACUCAUAUCUUUCUCUGGUGAACAACUGUCUUAAUUUGUUACUGUUCAAAGUACAGAAUGACAUGGAAUUCGCGUGGAGGGAGAUGAGAAAUGAAAAUUGGAAGGUUUUAUCCGAUGUGACAGGUGAAUCACGUUAUGUCUCCACCUUGAAGACCCUCUUGAUAGAUAAUUGCUCCAUCAUCUUCCCGGGCUUCAACAGGGAGCUGUACAUACGGAACUUUGUUGAUAAGACAGUGGAGAUGGUGCUGGUACAAUUUACAGAAAACAUCUGCAGAUUGAGGCCUGUCAAUGAGAUCAUGGCGGAGCAGUUUUUGUUAGAUCUUCAAACUCUGAGAGGAAUGUUCUUGGAGCUUCCCAAUCUGGCCCCAGACCAGCGGUCGCCUACCAACACAAAACCUAUCUCCAAAUCUCAGUUGUUUCACAAGUUCAUUACCCAAACAGUGGGGAAACCCGAAACUCUUCUCAAGGUACUGAUGACCAGACUCAAGCCAAUAGACAGUUUUGUCAGAAACUACUUUAUCAUUGUGGGGGACCAGAAUUUUUCAAACUUUUACAAAGUUUUGCAGCUGAAAGGUGCUGUGAAUUCAUCCCUUCAAUCAGAUCAGAAACAGAGACUCAAGUAUUUGGAUGAGUUCAAGUCUCAAUUGCUGGACUACACGAGCGAGAAAACUGAGGAAUCACCAAGGCCGUUGGAGGAGUCAUAUUCCUUCCUUGAAAAUCUUGAUGUGGAUGCUGUGCAAACGGGGCCAGCUUCUAUGGGAUCACCAAAAUCACAGCCUUCCGCGGGAUUUGCUUCACCUUCUCCUCAAAGUGCACUUACUUUCCCCAACCUGUUUGCGAGCACCUCGAACUCCCCAUCACCAGUUGGAAACUCCAUCAAUAACCUGGGCAUCAAGAUCGACAAACAGUCCUUGCUGAACACAAAAGGCCAGCUGGAGAAGAACUUUGCAAAGACUUUCAGUGGGGAUAACAAGCUGAAUAUCAACGAGAAUUUCAAAAACUUCGGCAAGUUCUUUGGCAAAAAAAACUGA
This is a messenger RNA of Kuraishia capsulata CBS 1993, 2697 nucleotides long. RefSeq lists its product as uncharacterized. The coding region runs from base 1 to 2697 and encodes 898 amino acids. Gene Ontology annotation, biological process: retrograde transport, endosome to Golgi. The transcript has a single exon. Gene Ontology annotation, cellular component: GARP complex. NCBI's taxonomy places the organism in Eukaryota, Fungi, Ascomycota, Pichiomycetes, Pichiales, Pichiaceae. The record is from RefSeq and is a predicted model, not a curated record.